Chiloscyllium plagiosum (whitespotted bambooshark) is the source of this 4872-nucleotide messenger RNA. It is a transcript of the gene alx1, whose product is annotated as ALX homeobox 1. The record is from RefSeq and is a predicted model, not a curated record. Gene Ontology annotation, biological process: negative regulation of DNA-templated transcription; embryonic skeletal system morphogenesis; positive regulation of transcription by RNA polymerase II. NCBI's taxonomy places the organism in Eukaryota, Metazoa, Chordata, Chondrichthyes, Orectolobiformes, Hemiscylliidae. Gene Ontology annotation, molecular function: DNA-binding transcription activator activity, RNA polymerase II-specific; RNA polymerase II transcription regulatory region sequence-specific DNA binding.
CGAUGUGUUUUCCUCACGGGUAGGGGAUGGACAGAGGGUGGAGAGAGCGACUCUGGGAUUUGCAUAUUCAUUAUGUUGGGAGGAGGUUGCAGUGGGAUACCCAGCGCUUUUACUGUAUAUAGAGCCGUUUGCAGAAAGCUUGUCACGGUCAAAAGCUGCUGUUUCCAUUUCAACCCGAACUUGCUAGUAGCAAGCACCGAUUGCGCCCUCCCGAGCAGGUCGGUUUUACCUUCCUUGAGGCUGUCUCUCAGCUGGUUUACAUGAUUAUGGAAUUUACAAGUGAGAAUUUCUCCGUCGUUGGCCAUCAUUCGAAGGGGAGCGAGUACUACAUGGGAGCAGGAGCAACCCUGGAACAAGUUAUGGAGAGCAUGGAGGGGGGGUCUUUCUACAACAAGAAUGCCUCGAAACGCAUCCAAGCCUUUAUUAACAUGGACAGCAACGAGCACCCGGAAAGGAUUGGAAAGCCGCCCGCUCAUGAAGACGGUGCGAAUGUCAAUUACAGCGUUUCAAAGUCGAUGGGCCAACCUGUGUGUUCUGAACUAUCAAGACCCAUUGAAAACUACUGUAACAUGAAGGUUUCACCGCCAAAAGGGCUAGAGGAAAAAUCCAUCGGAGAUCAAAGCAUUGAUAAGAGUGACUCUAAUGUCUCUAGCACGAAGAAGCGGAGAAAUAGGACAACAUUCACCAGUUUACAAUUAGAGGAGCUGGAGAAGGUUUUCCAGAAAACCCAUUACCCAGACGUGUAUGCCAGGGAGCAGCUGGCUCUACGGACUGAGCUCACAGAGGCGAGAGUACAGGUUUGGUUUCAAAAUAGAAGAGCGAAAUGGAGAAAGAGGGAACGCUAUGGACAAUUACAACAAGCUCGAAACCACUUUGCAACCUCCUAUGAUGUCUCUCUUUUACCCCGGACGGAGCCUUAUUCACAGUUGCAAAACAAUUUGUGGGCAGGCAAUAACUCCACUGGCUCAGCAGUUUCGUCCUGUAUAUUACCACGUGAAUCAUCCCCCUGUAUGUCACCUUACCCUCACUCACACAGAAAUGGCACUUCCUACAUGGGCAUAUCAAAUCACCAAAGCCAGUUCAAUCAAGUUGCUCUCAACAACCUAUUCAAUGACUCAGUACUGUCUGGUUCAUCUGAUGGACAUGCCUUCGAACCAAGGCCAGAGUGUGAACGGAGAUCAUCAAGCAUUGCUGUGCUUCGGAUGAAAGCCAAGGAACAUACUGCCAACAUAUCAUGGGCCAUGUAAUGGAAACUUAAUGAAAACAGAAAACAAAUGAUUAAUGAACAUAUCUGGGCCAUUCUGCUCCUGGAAAACUUUAAUAAGCUGCUACAUCUUAAAUAAGGAAGUAGUUGAAUGCACAUCAGAGGAGAGCAAUACACAAGGUUUUCUUGUAGAGCUCUUUUAAUACUAACACAGAGUACCAAAUCAAAAGCUAAGUUGGUUGAUCAAAUGUUGUGUGUGGCUGUUUAAAGAGCGUACUGUACUCAUUGAAGCACCGAGUUUUAAAAUGUAUCAGGAUGCCAUUUGGUUCAAUAUAAUAGUCUCAGAAAGCAAUCUUCAUCAGCCCCAUUCCUCUGCCUUUAAUUUAUAUCCUCUUAGCUCUCCUUUCUCUUAUAUUUAUCUGCCUCUGAUUUAGAGGCUAUUUGGCUUACUUCUUGCACCACUGAUUCUGGCAAGUCUCGACAGGUCCUAUCAACCUUCUGUAUAAAAUAAAAUUCUGAAGCUUUUCUUGUUUUACAAUUUUAAUAUUCUUAAUUCAAAUCUCUUUAAUUACUGAUUCACUGACAGGUGAAUGUACAUGUACAUGAUCACACUUCUCAGAAUUUUGAACAUUUCUGUUAGACUUCCUGUUAACCUUUUCACAACAAGUCUCUGUAAAAAAAGUCUCCUCUUAGUUUAAGCUUCUCAUUUGUGAUAUUUUCCCAAGGCCCUAAAGGGGCCUAAAUUGAACAUAAUAUUCAAAUGGUACCACUGACAAUGCUUCAAGUAUGCUUAACGUUAUUACUUAACUUUUGUAUAAAAUCCAGGAUCACACUUUUAUCUGUCCUGCCAUCACUAACAGUCUUUUUCACUGUGAAACAAUUUUUGUGUGAUCUGCAAAUUUUUAUAUUGUUUUCUUUAAACCCAAGAACAGAUCAUUUUUAUAUAGAGUGUUAUUGACAACUAUAUGUUCCAGAAUGGGUUGCCUGCCAAUCUUACUCAUGCUAACUUUUGGAACUGAAUAUUCCCAAUGCUAAUAAUAAAAUCACUGUUUGAAAAACAUAACACCAUUGUUGUGGAAAGCAUCCACAUCCAUAUUCAAACCAUUUACAAAAUUAUUAUACGGCAACAUUAUGGUAUGUUCCAAUAAUGUUAGUUUGAAGACACACUGUACAUGAACACUUUAAAACCCCUUCAUAUUAAAAGUUUAAGGGCUGAUCUAAUUGAAGUGUUGAAUAUGAUAACAAUAUUUAAUAAGGCAUAUCCUCCAUUGAUGGAAUCUAAAAAUUACAGCCAGACUGUAGGAGUAAAUCCAUUAAGCAUUUUUUCACACAAACAAUACUGAAAAUCUGGAAUCCUCUUGGCCAAAGUCCAUUGAUGCUGGGCCAGUUUAAAUUUCUACAACUGAGAUUGCUUGAUAUCUUUGCCCAACUAAAAUCAAAACAUAUAAUGAUACAUGAAGGUAAACUAAUAGAUGAGCCACAAUCCAAUGGUGGGGGAGGUAGGAUUGCAACUCAGCGGCUGAAUGGCCUACUCCUGUUCCUCAGUAAUCCCUAGUGCAAUCAAUUCAGCAAAAUAAGGUUCUCACAUUUCAGUAGUAAAGUCCAACAUGUGCUCAUUUUUCUAUUCAAUACAUUUACAAAAUAACAAAUUCCAUGUAUUGAUUUAAAAAUAGGAAUGCAUUUAUUGCUUAUUACUAUUUCUGUUCCGUGAUGACAUUUCUAUAUGUAUCACAGAACUUGCCUAUACAUUUAAUUAAAAUGUUCAAAUUGGCUGAAUAUUCUUUUUAAAAUUCUGUUGAAGGAAAUAAAGAUUAUUAGAAGAUUUCCUUAUAAGAGAGAUCAACCAUCUCCAAUCGUUUUUAAUGUAGCUCUGGGGAAACCUCUGUUAAUUAUUGGAGCUGCAUGAUUUUUUUUUCGGAACUGCAAGAAGGACAGCUUCGGUCUGAGAAAUCUAAAUUCUGAUUAAAUUUAUCUUGUGGAAUACUUGAGAAUUAAAAAUCACUGGUCGAGCUUUAAACUGAACUGAUGGAAAACUGCUGUGACUGUUAUUUAUCAUUCCUUAAAAGGGUAAAAUAACACCAGAGGUUGGUUCAAUGGGGGUUAAAUAUUUAUUCCUUGAUGCAUUGUAGUUGCUUAUAUCUUUAAAAAUAGCUUAUUUAUUUUCUCUGUUUCAAGCUGACAUUUGAGAAAAUGAAUACGACAAUAUUGAGGUGAAAUGCCAUUUUUAAUCUGAUGUUUCUCAUUGGGGUGGUGUUGCUGGGGAUGCUGGGGAGGGGGGGAAGGUGGUGGAUUUUACUUUUUAGCCCAAAGUGAUUGUGACUCAGCCAUAAAUAGAUUGAGGACAACACAGUGAGAAAGUGGCUGCCCCCCCCCCCCCCACUUGGGAGGAUAUCCUGCCUCCCAAGAGAGGCCACUGAGUCAGAAGGCCAGCAGCACUCCAUUGCUUUCCUGGACUGGCGGCCAUUGCUGGGACUUCAUAUGAUCAGAUCCCGAUGAGGAACUAUGGAGUAGAAAGUUUAAAAGCUUAGUGGGGUCAGUCAGUCAGUCAGGCUUCUUAGGGUGGUUUGGGAGGAAGAGGGCACAGCCCAGAGGUUGUGGGGUGGGUCCAAAUGAAGAUAGUUCUCUUUGCUGAGGGUGAGCCCCAGCUACCUUCCUACAUGAUAUGGCAACCCUCUUUCCCUUGCCCACCCUACACCUGCCCUCAAACCCCUGGGACUGGGGUAAUGGCUAAUGUGUAAAAUUCAAUUUAACAAUCUACAGAUCAGAAUUUAGAAGCACAAUUGUAACUUUCAGGCCAUUACAUGCAUUAUAUCAAAGGAUGAGGAGCAGAGUUGACUUGACUAUAUUUAUCCCAUUAGAACCACAUUUUAAAUUUUUAAUGUCAUUAAAUUGAUUUAAAAAUUGAAAGGGCUGGAGAAACUCAGCAGAUCUGGCAGCAUCACUGGAGAGACAAACAGCAUUAACAUUUUGAGUCCAGUGACCCUUCGUCAUAACUGACUUCUCUCUUCAGAUGCUAUCAGAUCCGCUGAUUUUCUCCAGAUUUCAGAUUUCCAGCAUCCACAGGUUUUGUUUCCAUUAAAUUGAUUGCUUUAACAUACUUGAACACUGAAGCUUAACUGAGCACUAGUACAGUUUGACUAUAUUAUGGAAGUAUGAAUUAUUUCAUCUUGCGCUCAAUCUAACCUUUUUGUGAUACUUUGGAAUUACAAGAUUUCUUAAACAUUAAAUAAACAUAAUUUCUGCUCCAGUCAUCCUCAGACCUUUUUGAAUGAAACCACCCCUUUAGAACCAGUCAGUGUUAAUGAGGAGGAAGGUUUAUUUAUGUCACAGAACCAGGGACAAAGAUGAAAGUGUAGUGUACAAGUCCAUCAUCCAGCUCACUUUUCUCCAUGUUCCAUGUUUAUUGGCAGCCUGUGCAUUCUGUACUCGAAUUCUGUGCCUCAUUUUCAUUUUUAUGUACAUUUAGUCUGAAGAAUGUUGAAAGUUUUGACUUGAUUAUUGAACAGUGAAUAUCCAAGGUCAAUUGAGAAGUCAAUUCACAGCUAAAUACUGGGCCAAUCCCAUUUCCUUUGGACUGCUCACAAUUCAAAUUGUCAUUGUUGGUUUUCGUGUCUGUGAAAUAAAUUUGGAACAAGGUCCAAAAUAAAAAUAAUUAAGUAAUAAAUCAA